UUGAUGCGUUUGACUCGUAGUUCAUAAAACCGCGUUCGAGUAACGCCCCAGACAGACUUCUGUUGACCACAACGUCCUCAGUCGUGGAGCCUAACUACGGAGCUUCGGACCGUCAUAAGUCCCAUACUCUGCAUUGCAAUUUUGAACAUGGCAAGUCAACUGGACGUGUACCUUGAUGGGGAAGGACUCCCGAAGGAAGCUCUUGCCAUCUUCGAGACACUUCAAGUGUCCAAGGAGCAACAGCGUCAGAUCAUGAAAAUUCUGAACCAGUCGAUGGACAGGGGACUUCGGGCAGACACGAGGGACGAGGCUGCGCUGAAGAUGCUCCCAUCCUACGUUAGAUCGCUGCCCAAUGGAACAGAAAUGGGCAGAUUCAUGAGCCUCGAUAUGGGAGGGAGCAACUUCCGGGUGCUGUUGGUCGAGCUUACAGACGAAGGGUUGACGACUACGGUGGACAGAUACCACAUACCACAUGAGAUUUUAUUUGGUACUGCUGAUUUGUUUUUCGACUACAUUGCAGACCACAUCGAAAUAUUUCUGAAAACGCACUGCCCGGCUGGUAUAUGUGACGAUCUUCCGCUAGGUUUCACGUUUUCAUUCCCAUGUAACCAGCACGGACUAGAUUCAGCUGAGUUAGUGAUAUGGACCAAAGGCUUUGCCGUACAGGGUGUUGUGGGGAAGGACGUCGUGCUUUUGUUGCAGAAAGCCUUAGACAAAAAGAACAUCAAGGCUCGCACGGUAGCUCUGAUAAACGACACGGUGGCAGUUCUGAUAGGUGGUGCUUACUACGACCACAAUUGUCAAAUUGGACUCAUCGUUGGAACCGGCAUAAAUGCAGCGUAUAUGGAACCACUCAGCAAUGUUGGUAAAUGGAAAGGGGACAAUAACGAACCACGUCAAGUUGUCAUCAACAUUGAGAUGGGUGGCUUUGGGGACGAGGGCGUCAUCGAAUUCGUAAGGACUGAGAUCGAUCUCGACCUGGAUAAUCGAACAGUCAACAAAGGCAACCAACGGGUUGAGAAGAUGAUUUCGGGAAAGUAUCUAGGCGAGGUGGCCAGGAUUAUCCUGGCAAAGCUCGCUCAUCUGGGAGUUGCGUUCAGGGGCAAGCUGCCAAAGCCACUGGAAGAAGACUGGAUUUUCACUACCAGCUUUAUUUCUGAAAUUGUUGAAGGAGAUACCGAGGAUAGUCAACCGAACUGCCGUCGGAUUCUACAAUCGCUUGGAGCAGACGAUCCUUCUCCCGCCGACUGCAGACUUCUGCACGCUAUCUGCGCUCGUGUCACGCAGCGUAGCGCGAUGUUGGCGUCAUCCCUGGUGGCUGGACUACUGUCUCGCCUUAAGAAGCCUAAUAUGAGCAUCGCUGUAGAGGGCAGUAUGUAUAAGGGCUUUCCCGCCUUCCGGGAGCGGAUGACUGAACAGGUUGCCGAGCUGUCUCCAAAUUACAAGGCGAAAUUUGUCCCGGUGGAGGACGGGCCUGGAAUUGGGUCGGCAGUCCUGGCAGCAGUUGUCACCAGAAUGACUCAAGAAAAGCAUUAAAAAUUGAGAACCAUUUCAGUCUGAACUUCUGGAAAAUGUUUAAAAGCACUUUUACGCCAGCAUUAAAACUAUUUUUUGCUCUUUUUCAACUUGGUAACUCCGGUUGAAUACCUAGGUAUCUGCUACUUUCAGUUGGGCUGGAUUUAAAAUACGACGGUCCACAUUACAUUAAUUUUUCAUGGACCCUAAUCAUUCAUUUAUUCGUUUAAGAUUAUUUGCAAAUCGUGAUCGAUGACCAUUUUUCUUAAUAUUAUGCACAGUCAUGAUAUAUACUUUAGCUCAUUUAGGGUUUUCAGGCUGAUAACUAUAACGGUUAUCGUCAUGUGUCCUUACCCUUUCGUCUGUUAUCAUUUCUGUGUGCGUCAUCCUGGUGCUUUAUCUCCCAAGGGCAUGGAUUAAACAGUUUCAUAAAACAAUUAGGAUGACUUCAGUGAACUGGUUCACCAUGCGAAAGAGGCAUGGCCGAUAGUGGGAUGCUGAUUCUUUACAGUUAGGCUACGUUAACCAUUAGGAUUUCGUACGUGACACAGGAAUGAUAUCUAGACACAGAUAAACUAAAAGGCCUUCACGCGAUCCAAAGAGAUAGAGUAGGACAUCAAUAAACUUCCCCUUAGUCGCCUGAACUGUAUGACUUGCCGUUUUAUUGGAAUUUCUGUGACUUGGAUCUGUUUGCUCUUUGUUGUGGGUGGAAGUUAUUAUUCUGAGGGAAUUGGGAAGGCUUCAGUUGGUUUUCGAGCGAAAUUUGAAUGCAAUGUCUAGGGACAAACCUCAGAGUAACGUCUCGGCGUUGACCUUCUCGUGCUCUUGUGAACGAUUUUCAAUGAUUUAACCCGGGUAGCCGAACAGGACGAAAUCUUCCAAUUUUAAUUUGAAUUUACACACGCCAUAGGGAGUUAGCGCCAAUGGGUAGAUUUUGAACACAGUUGGUAAUUAAAAAAUUAGUUGUAUUGAGUGUGCGCAGUAAUGCGAAUUUUAUCUGUUUGUU
Molecule: messenger RNA, 2521 nt
Organism: Acanthaster planci (crown-of-thorns starfish)
Lineage: Eukaryota; Metazoa; Echinodermata; Asteroidea; Valvatida; Acanthasteridae
Product: hexokinase-4-like
Biological process (GO): intracellular glucose homeostasis; glycolytic process; glucose 6-phosphate metabolic process
Cellular component (GO): cytosol; mitochondrion
Molecular function (GO): D-glucose binding; glucokinase activity; ATP binding
Source: RefSeq, a predicted model, not a curated record